This is a messenger RNA of Microsporum canis CBS 113480, 2874 nucleotides long. RefSeq names its product C6 zinc finger domain-containing protein. Gene Ontology annotation, biological process: DNA-templated transcription. NCBI's taxonomy places the organism in Eukaryota, Fungi, Ascomycota, Eurotiomycetes, Onygenales, Arthrodermataceae. The record is from RefSeq and is a predicted model, not a curated record. The transcript is spliced from 6 exons. Gene Ontology annotation, molecular function: zinc ion binding; DNA binding; DNA-binding transcription factor activity, RNA polymerase II-specific. Gene Ontology annotation, cellular component: nucleus. Bases 1 to 2874 code for a protein of 957 amino acids.
AUGCGAUCUGUAAGUGUCUUCUUCUGCCUCUACUGCGUCCUCUACGGCUGGUGUCUAACGCCGUCUAGAGACAGCAACGGCCGUCCAGGACAGCCUCCCUGCAAGCGAUGCCACAACGAGAACCUCAAAUGCGAGCUGGGGACCUCCAACCGCGGCGGGAAGAGAAUCAGAAAUACCAUCAAGGCCUCUGCCGGCGCAUUGGGCUCGUCCAGCGCGGUGCCACAGCCAGCCAGGCCGCUGGAGACGUCCAUCAGCCCGCAGAGUACGGAGAAUUACAACCACAGCAGAUACAUAUCCCCUUACAACGACCAUGACCGCUACGGCCCGUCGGAGGAGCACCGCGGUACCUCGAUAGAAGACGACGACGACGACGACUCAACCAGCGAGAGCGCAAUCGGGUCUGGCGUGCCCCGGAAUCCCUCUGACGCCUGGCAGCGGCUGACCAACGUGGCCAAGCGAGGCACAGAUGCGCCCAAGGUCGAGGACGGAGGCGAUGGCACGGCGAGCGCCAACGGACACGGUGCAAAGAAGGGGAUCUUCGCCUACCGUCUGGUCGAGAACGAAGUGCUGACUCGAGGCCUGGUCAUGCAGCUCCUCACCCGCUAUGCGGAUAACUACCACUGCUAUUUCCCUCUGGUGCCGCGCAAGUACUUCGACCCAGCCUCCCUCGACGAGUUCGCCAUGAAGGAGAAGCAUCUCCUCACCGCAGUGCUCACCGUGGCCUCCAAGGAUCUCACCAGCAUGCCUCACGUCCACGAGGGAUGCUCAAAGUAUAUGCUCGAGCUGAUCUCGGGCGUGGCCGCGGGCGCAGACUGCGACGUCGAGGCGGUAGAAGCACUCCUGAUACUGGCUGAAUGGGAGCCCCAGGGCCUCCGUCCGUCAAUCGAGCCCGUCGGCCGCGGCGAGGAGGAUCGUGCUGCCUGGAUGCAUGUCGGUAUCGCUCUGCGGUCAGGCUACUUUCUCGGCCUGGACAAGACGUCCUUCCGCAACGAUACCUCGACGGGCGACACUCAGACUGACAACCGCAAACGGCUGGCCUGGGCAAGCUGCUACGUCUCAGACAGACUGAUAUCGGUGCGUAUCGGACGCGCGUUUUGGUCUCGAGGCCCCGGGCCCAUGACCGGCCUUGUCAGCCAUGAUUUCCCGUCACUGCAGCCCCAGAGCCCGCACGAUGAGGAUUACUCGAAGAUCUUCCAGGCCAUUCUCGACCUGACACAGCUGUAUGGGAACGUUCACGAUGUCCUCUAUUCUGGCAUGCGUACGAGCAGGAAUAUGAUGCUCAUGGGUGAUUAUGUCAAGUAUAUCGACGAUUUCCGAGUCGCCAUUUCGAGAUGGUACCGCCUAUGGGGCAAGAUGCAGUGUUCUGGACAUCUCAAUGUGAUGCUUCAGAUGUCGUAUGAGUAUCUAAAGCUGUACACCAACGCCUUUGCCUUCCAGGCCGCAAUUUCUCAGGCCCUACACAAGCCAAAGAGUGACUCUGCACGUUCAUUCGGUGUCAUAAACCAGGCGGAAGAAAUAACUAUACGCAAAAUGAUCGAUGAAACGAUAGACAGGCUACGCAGAGCCAGUGCGAGCCCCGACGAUGUUGGCUAUCGUUACGCCCGUCUCUUAGAACUGCUCUGGAAGCCAAAGAGCUCACACUCCACCAACCCUGUUCCAAUCACCACGAACGGCAUCACCGGCAGCAGCAAUAUCACCAGCAACAAUAACAACAACAGUAGCACCAAUAACAUCUUUGCCAACACCAACACCGCUCCCGUAAACAACAACAGCAGCAUCAAUGCCAUGCAUGGGCCUCAGCCAUCCAACGGCAUGCAUGAACUCCCGACAACCUGUCUCCCGGAACCAACUUAUGUGCAGUUCAGUCCUGCCAACGACUUUUCCUGGCUCGAUCUUGAGGCUGUCGGCGACUUUGUCUCCGGCGACGCAGUUACGGCUCCUACUAUACUGGGGUUAGACUCCUUUCAAGGCCUAGACACGGGGUAUCAAGCUGAGAAUCAUGAUCAUGGAUCGCAGGUUUGGCCACCGAGUUGGUUGAAUAACCCUCGUCCCUCUGUUGGUUACGCUUGCAACAAGGUGAGACGAGACGACAACGACAAGAUGGCUACGUUGAACAAUGUUGAAGGACGCCUUGCACUGGUCACCGGCGCCUCGAGCGGUACGAUCAGUAUCGGUGCAGCCUGUGCUCGCAGACUCGCCACUAGGCAUGUCCACCUGGCAUUAACCUACUCCAAGAAUGCGGAUGGGAUGAAGGCUACUACCAAGGAUAUCAAGGAAUCCCUACCGUCGACCAAUCUCCACAUAUCGAUCCACCAAGUUGAAGUCGGCCAGUCCGAGCAAAUCGAUAGGUUAUUCGCCGAAAUCCAGGCGGAGCAUAACGGCCGCUUACCCGAUAUCUUAGUCUCCAAUGCAGGAUACGUUGUGAAGAUACCGCAGAUAUGGGACAUCUCGUUGGAAGAAUUUGACCGUACUAUCGGUGUGAACCUGCGGGCCUCUUUCAUCCUUGUCAAGGGCGUGGUUGAGCAUAUGAAGGCGCAGCGAUGGGGGAGGAUCGUGUUCAUGUCCUCCAUUUCAGCCCAUGGAGGAGGCGUCAAUGGGUGUCAUUACGCAGCUUCAAAAGGAGGCAUGACCGGCAUGAUGAAGAACCUGGCAACUCGCCUGGCAGAGUUCAAUAUCAGCGUGAACGACGUCGCUCCAGCCAUGAUUGGGGAGACCGGAAUGAUCCCUGAUGCUCGUGCAAUCCCAGAGGUCGCUGGCACUAUUCCGUUGGGCCGACUCGGUACUCCAGAUGAGGUUGCCAACGUCGUAGAAAUGUGUGUGACGACCGGUUACUUGACUGGACAGAGCAUCCUCCUAGCCGGAGGGCUCAAGUAG